AUGGCCCUCCUGGCGCUGCCGCUCGAGCUGCAGCUGCACAUCCUCGCCCUGCUGCCGCUCUCGAGCCAGCUGCUCUUCACGUACCAAGUGUGCACGGUGCUGCGGCAACGCUUGCACCCGCUGCUGCUGCCGGCGCACACGCUCUCGCUGGCGACGUGGCGCAUUGCGGCUGAGGAGACCCGACAUGUGCUAGCUCGCGGCAGCGAAGAGGUGGUGUCAGAUCAGACGGUCGCCGGAGUCACCAAGCACGCCUCGAGGGUGCAUCUGGGCGCACCCACCUCGCCUGCCACAGAUGCACGCUUGCUCGUGCGAGUACUGCGUCUGCUAUCGCUGCUCGACGAACCCGAGACGGCAUCAAGCGUCGCUCCUCUGCCGUCGCCGGCGCCGGCGCAUCCGCUGCGUGCUCUUUGCCUCAUCGGCUGGCGCGGAGUCGGAGCAGAUCUCGUGCGCCGUCUGCUCUGCGAGCCCGGCCUGGCAGACGUUCGCACCGUAGUCAAGACGGAGCGCUUUGACCGACAUGCCUGGACACGCCCGCUCGCGCCGCACGAGCGCAGCGCACCCAUCAGCGUCUCCGAAGGCGGCAACAGCGCCCUGGCGCAGCACUAUCUGCCCGCCUCUGUCGUGUCUGACAGCGAGCCUGGCGGUAGCGACAAGGCCGCAGCACCGCUGGUGGUGGUCACGCAGGCCAUGCUCGUCAUCGGCAGCCGGCAGGCGCCGCACCAGCGCAUCCCGGGCAAGGGCGUGCAGGUCGGCUAUGAGGCGCUGUGCUUUGCGCCGAGCUUCGCGGACCAGAUCACAGCGGUAGAGCCCGUCGAGGAGGGCACAGCCGCCGCCAGUGCAGUCACUGCGCCAGACGCGCCACUGCACGUCAUCUUUCAGGGGCGGUACAGCGCCGCCGACGCCCUGCAGUGCGAGGCACAGCUGCGCUGCUCGCACAUCCGCUGCGGCCACUGCCGACAAGAGAUCUGGUUCGGUUAG
Molecule: messenger RNA, 978 nt
Organism: Tilletiopsis washingtonensis
Lineage: Eukaryota; Fungi; Basidiomycota; Exobasidiomycetes; Entylomatales
Exons: 2
Coding region: 1-978 (325 amino acids)
Source: RefSeq, a predicted model, not a curated record